Messenger RNA from Caenorhabditis remanei, 549 nucleotides. RefSeq lists its product as uncharacterized. The transcript has 2 exons. Lineage: Eukaryota; Metazoa; Nematoda; Chromadorea; Rhabditida; Rhabditidae. Bases 1 to 549 code for a protein of 182 amino acids. The record is from RefSeq and is a predicted model, not a curated record.
AUGAGUAUCACUCAUGAUGAUAUUAAAAACUGGGAGGAGAUUAUAUCGACUCACCAGGAAGAUUAUGAAAAAUUUUUGAAAGCAUCUCUCCAAGCUUUGAAAGCCGUACCAAACCCAGCCACAGAGCCACAAACCCCAGUUCAAGAUUUUCUUGCAGGCUAUGCCGUAUUCAUGGCCUCGGAAGUAGAGACCAUUAAGCCAAAGGACGAGCUGUACAAGACACAACUUGCGACAGUCCUAGAAAACAUCCACAUGACUCCUGUAGGAACUCUCCUAACAGAGACCGCAAAACAAGCUUCGAUCAAAAUUAACAAAAAGGAUCGAGAGAUUACAAAGUUGGUAAGUGAUAUUGAAGCUAGAAUGGACAAAAGGCAUGAACAUUUAAACACACUUGCAGCAACCCACAAGGUGAAAGGACUAGCGGAUACUUCGUACAGUAUCCGCCCAAGAAGGUCACAAACCAACGUCGAACUGAAGACUGACUUCAUUCGGCCACCAGGAAACAAUAUUCAAAUGGCACGCAACUUGCCACAGCAGUUAAGCGACUAG